AUGGUCUCACAUCUUUUGUCUUCUUUUGUUCCUUCAUUGGUUAUGACAUUAGAUAACAAUCGUUUUGCUACAUUUGCCACAAAUUCACUUAAAAUUAAGAGUCUUUGUGUCAAAAGGAACAAUUUCGAAGGUCAAGUUAAAAACUACUUCAACAAGUGUCUUAAAACAGUUAGUUUGCAUUCAACAGAAGAAACAGUUUUAAGUGUUGACAGAUUUUGUUCAUUAGUUUGUUUUAUUGGUGUUAAUUCAGCAUUUUCUGCAGUUGAUUCUAUUUUAGGCCAUCGAUUUUCUCAUUCAAGUUUUGAUGGCGUUUUUGUGUCAACAAAAUUCACAAAUGAUCGAAUUUUUAUUCCAUUAGUAUUUGAGAACAAGAAGAUUCAAAAGAAAGAUAUUCAGAAUGAGAUUGAUUUUUUAGUUUCUAAGCAGGUUCCCGUUGUUUUAGUUUGUGGUUGCAUCAAUGACUGUUUCGAAUACGAAGGAAUUGAUAAACUUAACAUUCUUUCAUUCAUUUGCCCAGUCAAAGAAUCAAAGAAGAUUUUGAGAGAAUUUGUUUGUAAAGAAAUCAAUUGUUUUGAAGAAUGUGAUGAACAAAUCAGUGAAGUUCUUGAAACCGUUGAAAAUGUCAAAGGAACAGAUGCUAUUAAAUCAGCGAAAGAAGUUUUGUCUUUGAUUGGAACUAAAAAAGCUUUCAACAACUCAGAAAUUUCUUCUAUUUUGAAAUUUAUCAACUAA
Messenger RNA from Trichomonas vaginalis G3, 732 nucleotides. RefSeq lists its product as uncharacterized. Bases 1 to 732 code for a protein of 243 amino acids. The record is from RefSeq and is a predicted model, not a curated record. The transcript has a single exon. Lineage: Eukaryota; Parabasalia; Trichomonadida; Trichomonadidae.